AUGGACGGAGAGGAUGUGUAUGUCCCGCUGAGGCAGCGCCGCCAAGAUGAGGAGGAACGACGCAUUAAGCGACAAAAGGUCAUCCAGGAGAAGCUGAAGCAGCAUGCACAGGACGACGAAGACGACGAAUUAGAGAAAAACUACACACCGAAACAGCUCGACACGAAGAACCAAACACCAGCGGCGGACGCUGACGACGCUGCACCCACUCGUUCAACUGUGAGUUUGCUGGAUCAGUCAUUCCAGCUCAAAAAGAAACGGGAAACGGAAGGCGUGAACGAAGACGAACGAAUACAAUCCACGUCGGAAGUGCAGCUCUUGCAUGAGGCAUCCCAGGUCCAGAAGGUCGCACUUGUGUCGGCUGCAGAGCACGCCAGCGGUGUCCGAUACACAGAAUCCAUCAAAAGGACGUGGACGCCUCCUCGGCAUAUUGCGCGACUCACCGAGGAUGAAUGCGACGUUGUGCGCAAGAAGUGGCACAUUCUCGUCGACGGUGACGACAUCCCUCCGCCGAUAAAGUCAUUUGCCGAAAUGCGUUAUCCACCAGCCAUAUUGGAUGCUCUAAAGGCGAAAAACAUAGUUCGACCCACGCCGAUCCAGGUUCAAGCGAUGCCGUGCAUUUUGUCCGGGCGCGACAUUAUCGGGAUCGCGUUCACCGGCAGUGGGAAAACGCUCACCUUCACGCUGCCUCUCGUCAUGCUGGCCCUUGAACAGGAGAAGAAGAUGCCAAUAAUCAGCAAAGAAGGUCCGUUUGGCGUCAUCCUCGGUCCUUCGCGCGAACUCAUGCGGCAGACGUACGAGAUCGUGAACCACUUCACGUCAGCCUUGUUCAAAGCGGGUUUUCCUGAGCUUCGCAGUCUACUGUGCAUGGGCGGCCAAGAUAAGCGUGAGCAGCUCGACAUGAUCUUCAAGCGGGGAGUCCACAUCGUGGUGGCGACCCCCGGCCGUCUCAAGGACUUUCUCCAGUCCAAAAAGAUGAACUUGGACUUGUGUCAGUAUAUUUGCCUGGAUGAAGGGGACCGCAUGCUUGAUCUUGGGUUCGACGAAGAGGUCGCUUCGAUCUUCAACCACUUCAAACACCAGCGCCAGACCCUGCUCUUCUCCGCCACGAUGCCGCAGAAGUUUCAAGACUUUGCCAAACAAGUAUUGGUUCGUCCGGUCCUGGUCAACGUAGGGCGAGCGGGGGCGGCCAACUUGGACGUGCUCCAAGAAGUCGAAUACGUCAAGCAGGAGGCCAAGAUCGUGUACUUGCUCGAGUGCCUGCAGAAGACGGCACCUCCCGUGCUUAUCUUUUGUGAGCGAAAGGGCGAUGUCGACGACAUUCACGAGUAUUUGCUGCUCAAGGGCGUCGAAGCGGUCUCGAUCCACGGCGGAAAGGACCAAGUCGAGCGUAACGAAGCCAUUGACAUGUUCAAGCGCCGAGACAAGGACGUCCUUGUCGCGACAGACAUCGCUGCCAAAGGCCUUGACUUCCCCGAUAUCCAACACGUCAUCAAUUUUGACAUGCCCGUGGAGAUUGAAAACUAUGUGCAUCGUAUUGGUCGUACAGGGCGGUGCGGCAAGACUGGUGUUGCCACGACCUUCAUCAACAAGAGUGUCCCAGAAAGCGCUCUCUUGGAUCUGAAGCACUUGCUCGUGGAAGCUAAGCAGCGCGUCCCGCCUGUGCUCAAGGCGCUGGAUGACCCCAUGGAACACUCCCAGGAGAACGCGACGGGCUCCAAAGGAUGUGCAUUCUGCGGUGGGCUGGGCCAUCGAAUCACAGACUGUCCCAAGCUCGAGUCGAACGCUCGCAAGCUGAAUGCCGGUCGCCGCGAUUACUUGGGCGGCCAAAGUGGCGGCUAUGGCGGCGAUACUCUGGGGUAA
This is a messenger RNA of Aphanomyces invadans, 1863 nucleotides long. RefSeq lists its product as hypothetical. The transcript has 6 exons. The coding region runs from base 1 to 1863 and encodes 620 amino acids. Gene Ontology annotation, cellular component: spliceosomal complex. Lineage: Eukaryota; Oomycota; Saprolegniomycetes; Saprolegniales; Verrucalvaceae. Gene Ontology annotation, molecular function: RNA helicase activity; ATP binding; RNA binding. The record is from RefSeq and is a predicted model, not a curated record. Gene Ontology annotation, biological process: mRNA splicing, via spliceosome.